AUGCGCAAGGUAAUGAUGGGCGCUGCCAUUUCCAUGGGCCUCAUGGCCGCACCGGCCCAGGCCGACAACAUCGUCGAGGUCGCCCAGGGCGCCGGCACGUUCAACACGCUGCUCGCCGCAGCCGAAGCGGCCGGGCUGGCCGGCGCGCUGGCGACCGGCGAGAACCUGACCGUCUUCGCACCGACCGAUGAUGCGUUCGCGGCUCUGCCCGCUGGCACGGUCGAAAGCCUGCUCCAGCCGGAAAACAAGGACCAGCUCGCCGCGAUCCUGAGCUAUCAUGUCCUGCCGCGCGAACUGGCCUCAAACCAGCUUCCGGGCCGCACCAUCCACAUCCGCACGAUCAAGGCCGGUGGCGACCGCCUUCUGGCGAUCGAAAAGGACGCCCACACCGGUGCGGUGGUCGUUGACGGUGCCAACGUCGUCGCCGCCGAUAUCCAGGCCGACAACGGCAUCAUCCAUGUCAUCGACAAAGUGAUGCUGCCCGCGAGCUGA
Effrenium voratum is the source of this 492-nucleotide messenger RNA. NCBI's taxonomy places the organism in Eukaryota, Dinophyceae, Suessiales, Symbiodiniaceae. The record is from the annotation of a GenBank genome assembly.